UACCAGUAAUGAGAUUAGGAGAACUAGAAAGAUAGCAAUCAACGCAACAAUUCACCCUGACUUGCUCUCCUGUUUGAAAAGAAUGAUUACCCUUGAAGAGAUAAGAACAGGUAGAAAAGGUGGAGGCAACAAUGAUGAUGUUCGUGGGCAAACCAGCACAUUUGUGAAGCCUGACCCAACUCGGCAAAAUAAGAAUUGGGUGGACGAAUUAAUCGUUCAAAAAGAUGCCAAUCGAGAAUAUCUAAGCAGAAAACAAGAACUUGAUAAGCAUGUUCUAUUUUGUGGUCCACCCGGCACCGGAAAAAGUUUUUUCGCCGAAGAUAUUGAAAAACAACAAAAAGUUUUCAAAGAGGCGAAAGAAUUAUUGAAAUUAAACGAGGCUCUGGGAGAAACUAAACCAAUCGCAAUUAUUAUUGAGGAAAUUGACUCAGUGGGAACCAAAGACCUUACUGGCGUCAAUAGUUCAUCGAAAGUCGAAGUAGACGGUUUGUUAAAGAUUUUUGACGAAAUAAAUCGCGAAAACUUAAACAUUAUUGUAAUUGGCACUACUAAUAACCCGGAAGUCCUAAAUGAAGGUUUGGUGCGACCUGGUCGGUUAGGUCGUCGAAUUUACGUUAACUAUCCCACUAAGGAAGAAACCAAAAAAAUGGUGGACUACCUUCAAAAAGCAAUUACGGAGACUUUGGCAAUUAAAGUUAAGGAAAAUGAUUCUAAAAUUAUGCUUGAUUCUCAGAUUUUCAAAGAAGAUUUGCGGAAAAUUCUCCAAAAUCGAGUUGAUGACCGAGAAAAUAAUGCACAGGAUAAGUAUAGCAAAUUACUCAGAGAAGGAGGAUUAUUUUUUUAUGGAACAACCAAAGGAAGUUUUAUCUUGCCUCCUGCUGGUUAUGCCCUGUGGAAAAAUAUCCAAAGCGUCUUGGAUAAAAAAUUUGCUGCUCGGGGCGUUCAAAAUGUUCUUUUGCCAACUCUUAUUCCGCUUGAUUUACUAGAAAAAGAAAAAAAGCAUAUCGCCGGGUUUAGCCCGGAAUGCUUUUAUAUUGAAAAAAUUG
Funneliformis caledonium is the source of this 1046-nucleotide messenger RNA. The record is from the annotation of a GenBank genome assembly. Lineage: Eukaryota; Fungi; Glomeromycota; Glomeromycetes; Glomerales; Glomeraceae.